Molecule: messenger RNA, 1113 nt
Organism: Lathyrus sativus (Indian pea)
Lineage: Eukaryota; Viridiplantae; Streptophyta; Magnoliopsida; Fabales; Fabaceae
Source: the annotation of a GenBank genome assembly
AUGGCUUAUCAUCACGACCAUCUUUCACACGAAAUCAACUUUCAACCAUUCACAGAAGAUCAACAGUUAAAUCAAAGCAGAGACAUGCAAAGGCUACUACCGUUCACCGGCGCCGGAGCUGGAUCAGCCCCGAACUGGCUCAACAACGCUGUAAACCUACGGCAACAGAAUUUCCUCCACUUGCAACCAGACACAUCGCAAAACGACGACGGAAGAGGAAUUCACAUGAUGGAGAAAAGCAGAGAUCGAAACCGAACGGAAAGCAGCAACAUAGAAUCAGAAGAGUUAUCACAAUACAAAGCAGAUAUUCUUGGACAUCCUCUCUACGAUCAGCUUCUAUCUGCUCACGUCUCGUGUCUGCGAAUCGCUACACCAGUCGAUCAGCUUCCGCGGAUCGACGCGCAGCUUCAGCAGACCCAGCGUGUGGUGGAUAAGUACUCCUCACUUGCUAAUGGUGUUGUAGAUGAGAAAGAGCUUGAUCAAUUCAUGACGCAUUAUGUUCUCCUGCUUUGUGCUUUUAAAGAACAAUUACAACAGCACGUCCGUGUCCAUGCCAUGGAAGCUGUUAUGGCUUGUUGGGAAUUGGAGCAGUCUCUACAAAGCUUGACUGGUGUAUCUCCAGGUGAAGGAACCGGUGCAACAAUGUCAGAUGAUGAAGACGAUCAAGCAGAGAGCAAUGCAAACUUAUACGAAGGAAGCCUUGAUGGCGGUGAUAGUCUCAGCUUUGGUCCACUUGUUCCUACUGAAAGUGAAAGAUCUUUAAUGGAACGUGUGAGGCAGGAGUUAAAGCAUGAGCUAAAACAGGGUUACAAGAGUAAGAUUGUGGAUAUAAGAGAAGAAAUUCUACGCAAGAGAAGAGCGGGAAAGCUCCCUGGUGAUACUACCUCCCUUUUGAAAGCUUGGUGGCAGUCCCACUCAAAAUGGCCUUAUCCUACUGAAGAAGACAAAGCAAGGUUGGUCCAGGAAACAGGACUUCAAUUAAAGCAAAUAAACAACUGGUUCAUUAAUCAAAGAAAAAGGAAUUGGCACACUAAUCCCUCAUCUUCCACUGGCUCCAAAACCAAGCGCAAGAGCAGUGGCGCAGGUGAAACAAGUAACCAGAGCUUCAUGUGA